AUGUUAUCACAUGAUACACUUCAUUCAAAACAAGUUAUUAAAAUACAAGAUUUAAUAAAACAUUAUGAUUCAUUAUUAGCAAGUGGACAUGAACCUGAAACACAUGGUAGGAAGUUAAAAAAAAACAUUUUCGAGAAAAAGAAAUUAUCGUUAAAAUUCUUUAUUUAGCUUUGGCGGCAUUAGAACCAGUUUUAUAUGAUUUUUUUUCUUGUUCGAGUUAUGCGAAUAAUUAAAAUUCCUAAAAAGUUUUAUUAAAUGAGAAUGAACAAAAAGUGUCCUUCUAUAAAGUCUCAAAUAUCUUAGAAACUCGAGAGGGUGUGAGUGUGGGUGUGUAGAUGUAAUUUUUCUCCUCGAUUGAACCCACACUUCAACGAAUUGAUGAUCUGAAAAUAAUUAUCUUGUUGUUAUGUAUUUGAGUUUGAAGGAAAACUAGGCGUCUUAAUUAUUAUAAAUAAAAGUAUCUUUUCAUGUCAUGUGUAAGUACUGAAAAAAUAAUAAUAGAAUUUAUAUUGUUAUAGGAUUUACGAUUGUUCAACGUAAGUAAUGUUGGCACCAGAUUCACGUAUUUCCUGCCUUUAUUCGCCCCUACGUCUGUGCUGUUCUCCUACUCGACUGUGCUGAAUGCAGAAUUUAAUUCUCUAUCGGAUGGUAACAACUUCGACCCAAGUCGUCGACCAUAAAAUAGGGACUACCACCUAAAAACUGAUUUUGGCCCAAUGUGACGAAUUCGGAAAACAUGUAAUUCCUGUCCCGAUUCGCGCAUACACCUGUGCUGUUCCCCUCUUCGCUUGUGCUAGAUGCAGAAUUUUACGCUCUAUCCAAUGGUAUCGCUUUUCGAUAGCAUCGUCGUCCAAAAAUGAGGGCUUUCUGGCCAAAUACCACCCCAAAAACCACUUUUUAACAUUAUUUCCUACCCGGAUUCGAAAAUCGACCUGUGCUGUGUCUACAGUUGGUUGUGCUGAAUGCAGAAUUUAAUUCUCUAUCGGCUGGUAACAACUUCGACCCAAGUCAUCGACCAUAAAAUAGGGACUAUCACCUAAAAACUGAUUUUGGCCCAACGUGACGAAUUCGGAAAACAAGUAAUUCCUGUCCCGAUUCGCGCAUACACCUGUGCUGUUCCCCUCUUCGCUUGAGCUAGAUGCAGAAUUUUACACUCUAUCCAAUGCUAUCACUUUUCGAUAGCAUCGUCGUCCAAAAAUGACGGCUUUCUGGCCAAAUACCACCCCAAAAACCACUUUUUAACAUUAUUUCCUACCCGGAUUCGAAAAUCGACCUGUGCUGUGUCUACAGUUGGUUGUGCUGAAUCCAGAAUUUAAUUCUCUAUCGGCUGGUAACAACUUCGACCCAAGUCGUCGACCAUAAAAUAGGGACUAUCACCUAAAAACUGAUUUUGGCCCAACGUGACGAAUUCGGAAAACACGUAAUUCCUGUCCCGAUUCGCGCAUACACCUGUGCUGUUCCCCUCUUCGCUUGUGCUAGAUGCAGAAUCUUACACUCUAUCCAAUGGUAUCCCUUUUCGAUAGCAUCGUCGUCCAAAAAUGACGGCUUUCUGGCCAAAUACCACCCCAAAAACCACUUUUUAACAUUAUUUCCUACCCGGAUUCGAAAAUCGACCUGUGCUGUGGCUACAGUUGGUUGUGCUGAAUGCAGAAUUUAAUUCUCUAUCGGCUGGUAACAACUUCGACCCAAGUCGUCGACCAUAAAAUAGGGACUACCACCUAAAAACUGAUUUUGGCACAAUGUGACGAAUUCGGAAAACAUGUAAUUCCUGUCCCGAUUCGCGCCUACACCUGUGCUCUUCCCCUCUUCGCUUGUGCUAGAUGCAGAAUUUUGCACUCUAUCCAAUGAUAUCACUUUUCGAUAGGAUCGUCGUCCAAAAAUGAGGGCUUUCUGGCCAAAUACCACCCCAAAUACCACUUUUUAACAUUAUUUCCUGCCCGGAUUCGAAAAUCGACCUGUGCUGUGCC
This is a messenger RNA of Rotaria sp. Silwood1, 1967 nucleotides long. The record is from the annotation of a GenBank genome assembly. Lineage: Eukaryota; Metazoa; Rotifera; Eurotatoria; Philodinida; Philodinidae.